CUUUUUGAAAGACGAUUAAUCGAGAAGUCCUUGGAGGCGUCGAAAGGUGUCUGCCCUGUCACGGGCAACGAACUGAGUGUGUCAGACUUGCUUCCGGCAAGCCACAGCGCGAAUCUUGCGGUACGCCCGCGGCCGUUGACAGCAACGUCGCUCCCGGGGAUGCUAGCGAUGUUUCAAAAUGAAUGGGAUGAUGUGAUGCUGGAAACCCACGUUAUCAAACAACAGCUUCACGCAACCCGCAAAGAACUCUCGCAUGCACUUUACCAACACGAUGCAGCGUGUCGUGUGAUUGCGCGUCUUGUGAAUGAGCGGGACGAGGCGCAGAGGCUCGUGGCCGAACUGCAACGCAGUCUCGCAGGCAAGCUAACGUCGGAAGGAAUCUCAAGCAACACACCGAAUAUUAGCAAGGAUGGGCUAGGCCCUGAAGUCAUCACGCACUUGACAGAUUUCUGGAAGAAAACAUCCAGGUCACGCAAGAAACGACCGGUGUCAAGGCAACUGAGCCCUGCUGAAACAAUAAUUGGCUGGUCGAAGAAGACGUCCAUGGAAUUGUUUAAUUCAAAUUCGGGUGCAACAGAUGUCGCUAUUUGCCAGCUUUCAGGUGCAAUCGUCUGUGCUGGCGGAAAAUCUGGUGUUGCUUGGCUCGCCGCGGCCAGUGCCCCUGCCGCCACAAGUAAAGGUUGUGUUGCGGAUACAUGUUCCAUCAUUCCGGGUAGUGCAUCCUCACCGGGCACGGUAUUUGCAACCUCAGGCGGCGACAAAAUAACUCUCUGGAAAGCCAACGAGAAGGACCUCUCGACCGUUGCGUCUGUCAGAGUCCCUGGCGCUGCAUCUGUGGCAGCUCACCCAACAGGAAGCUACGCCGCAAUUAUUAGCAGCAAUGCAAGCUGGGGUCUCGUGGCGUUUGGCACUGAGAUGAGUACGCUACGCGAGCUAAGUCUGGUGAUGCCUGAUGAUCCUAGCGAAGCUCCGUCUGCACCACUUAAGUUCCACCCAGACGGCCUCAUUCUUGCAACGCCGACAACUUCAUCGCAGGGGCAUGUUGUCCGUAUUUGGGAUGUCAAAGAGCAGAAGAGUGUUCACGCUUUCGAAGGUCAUUCGGCACCUGUCUCGUGCGUCGCCUUCUCAGAGAAUGGCUAUUACAUGGCCUCCUCUUCUAUCGAUACCUCCGUCAAGAUUUGGGACCUUCGUAAACUCAUCGAAUUAAAAACGAUCAAUAACUGUGAUAGGGUAACUGCCCUAGCCUUCGACCGCAGCGGCAAAUACUUGGCUCACGCCUCUGCUACGCGCAUUCAAAUUCACGCGGUGAAGGAAUGGAGCACACUGAGUGAACUUGAAGUGGAUGGGCAGAUUCGUGCGCUUGACUUUGGUAUCGAUGCAGAAUUUGUCGCAGCUGCCUCUUCCAAGGGCAAUCUCGACUUUUUCGGUUCGUGCAACUAGUACUAAAGCUUGGUGUGUUCGUCUCAUACGCCCUUGCGUUCGCCUUACACUUUGCUUGAUGAGAGAAUUUAGCACCAGGCUACGCGAGAGCUUCUCUUCAAGCACAGAAAGCAGCCCCUGGGGCUGACGGACCAGGGGCCGGCGUCGCUGGCCAGUGUGGAAAACAACUUUAGGACCUAGCCGGACCUAGCCCCGUCGACAUAGCGAUAUGUUUGAAGCGUAGGGCAGUAACAUAUCCCGCCGGCGGGAUAUGUUAAGCGCCGUUAAACGCCGUUUAACAUAUCCCGCCGGCAGUAUAAGUCGGAACUAGUGGGAACCUAGGCCCCAAAUAACGCGCUAAUAACGCGUUAUAAACCC
Molecule: messenger RNA, 1797 nt
Organism: Aureococcus anophagefferens
Lineage: Eukaryota; Pelagophyceae; Pelagomonadales; Pelagomonadaceae
Exons: 2
Coding region: 160-1440 (426 amino acids)
Biological process (GO): DNA repair; mRNA splicing, via spliceosome
Cellular component (GO): cytoplasm; U2-type catalytic step 1 spliceosome; Prp19 complex
Molecular function (GO): protein binding; ubiquitin protein ligase activity
Source: RefSeq, a predicted model, not a curated record